AACGAGCUGUGAAUGUGACGUCAAAGCUCAGAGGCAGAUACUUUUGAAAACUCUGCGCAAGCGCACAAAGUGCAAGGAACUCGGAGGCGUGGAGAAGACCGUACAGCAAGCCGACGCUUAUUCCUCGUUUGCUGAUUUUGUGAAUGUUUGGACGGAGAGGCGCACGGCUGAGGGUCUUUAACCAUCUAGAGGUCAACUAAGCGUUGGUGAAAAGGAUACCAAGUGCCACUCUUCUCCGAUAUUCUGUCAUCUUGACAUCUUCAAAUGGCUUUCAACAGCUCUAAGCCCCAAGAGAACUCUGGGCAGGCAUACUUCAGGAGAAGAAGAUCUGAUGAGGAAGUAGCUGCUGUGUCUGGUUUGAUACGAAGAUUUUCUGAAGUUAUUAAAACAUUUAAUCAUGAGGACCUCCUUAAGGUCACAAAAUACUACAAGCCCUAUAUGGACUAUGUAAUUGAAUGCAACAUCGUAAGUGUCCUACAGAACCUAGUCACCAAACGCAUCCUCACCAAUGAUGAGGCUAAGAAAUUCAAAGCCAAAGAAAUUAAUAAGGAGACAGAAAAUGUGGAGUCCAUCAUCGGUGACGUGAUCAACAAAGAUAGCAUGAUGCUGGUCAGCAUGUGGCAGGCAUUGGCUGAAGAACUUGAGAGAUUUCCAUUACCAAAUCUGACAAGAAUACUGGAGGAGUUGACAGAGGGGGGUCUGGACCUCUUCAAGGACAUUCAUACCAGUUUUCAACCUUUUCCCAUUGAUGCUCAUAUUAAAGGCCUCCAAGAGACACACAAAGAUGGUGUAUCUGAACCCACAAGGACUCUGGAGGAUCAGGCUUCUCCUAGGUAUCCACAAACCAAAGCUGUGGGCUUUGAGACUCGAUAUACUGAGUUGAUGGUCAUUGGUCAAUACAGAAGGAUCAACCAUGAAAAGCUUCAUGAACUAGAGAAGAUGGGGAGGACUCAUGCCAUGCUGGUCGAGGAGAAGACAAAAAUGAAAUGUGAGCCUAUCUGGACUGAGCAGCUUUUCAGAAGGAGUAUAGAGAGUGAGACUCCUCCCCACAUCAUAGUAGUUAGUGGAGUGGCAGGAAUUGGGAAGACCACUAUGGUUCAGAAGAUCAUGUUUGACUGGGCCAAAGGCACUCAGUACAAGAGGUUUUCAUUUGUGUUUCUUUUUAAAUUCAGGGAGCUCAACUUACUAGACACAGAAACAGAGCCACACAUGGCUCUGACCAGGCUGAUCACAAGGCACUAUAAAUAUCUUAAUGAUCUUAGAUUGAGUGAAAUCCUUCAGAAACCGGAAUCUCUCCUCUUUAUAUUUGAUGGUCUGGAUGAGUAUAGACACAAACUGGACUUCACACAGAAGCGGCUUUGUUCAAACCCAGAUGACUACUGUCCUAUCCCUAUUCUGAUCACCAGCCUGAUCAGUCAGACAUUACUUAAGGGCUGUUCAGUGCUCAUAACAACCAGGCCGUCAGCCCUGGAGUCCCUGAACAUGAAAAGAGUGGAUCGAUUUGUAGAAAUCCUAGGAUUCUUCCCUGAACAAAGGCUGUUGUUCUUUAAAAAAUUCUUUGGUGAUGCUGAUCAGGCUGCUGAGGUUUUUCAGUAUGUGGAGGAGAAUGCCAUCCUGUAUACCAUGUGCUUCAACCCCUCGUUCUGCUGGAUUAUUUGCUGUGUGUUGAAGAGCUACUUCAUGACACCUAAAGAAGAGCGAGGAGCUGCCCCCAGAACUUUCACUGAGCUCUUUGUGAUGUUCCUUUGCAACACCCUGACCAAUUACAGGAGAGAAGCCAAGGACCAGCGAAGGAUUCUAGUAAAAUUGGCUAAAAUGGCUUAUUAUGGGGUGGCUAACAGGAUUCUUGUGUUUUAUGACAAGUUUGAGAUGUCCACCUUUGGUCUCCAGUCAGUCCCAUCCUCUAUGUUUCUCUCAGGGUUUCUCAAAGAAAUCCUUCAAAGAGAAAGCACUCUGGAGCAAACAGCAUACACGUUCUACCAUAUUACCCUGCAAGAGUUCAUAGCCGCCUGCUCUUUCUAUCUCGAUCCAUCAGGGGGUGUUGAGGAGCUUCUUGUGAUGCUGGACUCCUGUGAAGAUGGACGAUUUGAUAUUCUUAUUCAGUUCCUAGCCGGACUGACCAGGCCUUCUCUUUUUAAAGCACUGUGUGGAAUCCUGGGGGAGUUUGAGUGGAAGACGACACAACAGAUACUGGAGUGGGUAAAGAGGAAAGCUGUGCAGGGACUACAGGGCCAAGAUAAAAGUGAAGCUCUGCGAGUGUGUCAAUGGCUCUAUGAGACUCAGAAUGAGAAAUUAAUCAGAAAUGCUAUUGGGAAGGGUUUAAGGAUGGACUUCAGUUCCAUGACUUUAUCUCCUCUGGACUGUGCUGUGCUGAGCUCUGUCAUCAGCUGCUGUGGGGAACUUGAGGAGCUUAACCUGUCAAACACACACCUCAUCCCAGAGUGCAUCAGGAGGCUGGCACCGGGUCUCAGCUGCUGUAGACAUGUCAACCUGUCGUCAUGUUGUCUCACAUCCAGAUGUUGCUCAAUUCUCUCCUCAGUCCUUUCAUCUCCACACUCACAGCUGACUGACCUGCAGCUGAGUGACAACAGCAUAGAGGACUUGGGAGUAGAUGAGCUGUGUGAGGGGCUAAGGAGUGAAAACUGUAGAUUAGAAAAACUGAGCCUCUCUCAAUGUGGUCUCACCUCCAGAAUUUGCUCAGCUCUCUCCUCACUCCUGUCUUCUCCAGUCUCACAUUUGAUUGAACUGGACCUGAGCAAAUGCAACAUUACAGAUUCAGGAGUAGCUCAGCUGUGUGAGGGUAUGAAAAGUGAAAACUGCAAAUUAAAGAAACUAAGCCUGUCUAAUUGUGGUCUCACCUCCAUAUGUUGCUCAGCUCUCUCCUCGAUAUUCUCUUCUGAACACUCAAGGCUGACUUAUGUGUUUUUGGACAAUAAUAAGCUGGGAGUUUCAGGAGUGACUCAGCUGUGUGAGGGAUUAAGGAACUCAAACUGUAAAUUAGAGACACUAUGGAUAUAUGCUAAUGGGAUCGGUGAGAGUGAGAAGAAGGACCUGAGGUCACUACAGGCACAGCUGAACAGAACUGGGCAGCAGGUGUAUAUCAUCACAUGAGAAGACUGAAUUUGAUGAUCAACUGACCCUCAGAGACAGCGCCCAUACCCAUGCACUCUAAAUUCUUCUCUUUAUUCUUUUGUAAUCUCGUCAGCUCUCUUUCACAUACUAUCUCUCUGUCUUC
Molecule: messenger RNA, 3235 nt
Organism: Polypterus senegalus (gray bichir)
Lineage: Eukaryota; Metazoa; Chordata; Cladistia; Polypteriformes; Polypteridae
Product: NACHT, LRR and PYD domains-containing protein 3-like
Exons: 10
Coding region: 265-3111 (948 amino acids)
Cellular component (GO): cytoplasm
Molecular function (GO): protein binding
Source: RefSeq, a predicted model, not a curated record